AUGAGAAGAGACAGUGACGAGACGCUGCUCAUAGAAUGCGACAUCGCGCAAGCAAACGAGUACGAGCUUGAUUCGUUCAGCAAGCACCCCAAACGCCACACGGUGCCGCCGCUCGACCAGACAAGCGACAAGACAUGGUUCCCCUGGAUCCUGCGCAUGAUGAACCUUGUCAGCGCGGCUCACCUACUCCUCGCGGCUUGUCUCCUUUUGAUGCUCAAGCUCAACGCCGUCUCUAGCGGCUGGCCUGCGCUGUCGGCUAGCGUCAAAGGCGUCAACUCACGUUUCCUGUACAGCGUACCACCCGUGCUGCUUUCUGUGCCCCUCGUUGCCAUGUGGGCAAUGAUCGACUAUCAAGUCAAGAAAAUUCAACCUUUCCUCGAUCUAGCAAUGUGCUCGGCCACACGCGAGCAAAGCUUCGCUCUCAAUUACCUAGAGACAAGCCGGUUCAUCGUCUGGAUCGACACGCUACGUAACCGACACUUUGCUGCAACCUUCUCCACGCUGGCUUGCCUCGUCGCUUUGUCGUUUCAACCACUCGCAUCUGCGCUGCUCCUCGUAAAGGAUGUCUCGGUCACUCGUGGCGCAUUGGCCAUCACGGUGAAGCAAGCUACGAGCAUCACACAGACGUCAGCAGACUUGCUUGCAUACGUAGCAGCUGCCGGCUACAUCGAAUCAGCCUCCAGCUUUGCUGUGUCACCGCCUGCCUUUGUGCUCGGCGAAUGGGCUCUACCCACCGCUCAGUGGCCAUUAAUCGCAGCCUUCAACGAUAGCGGUGCGAUCACAUACGAGACAACAGCAAUCCAAUCUCAAGCGAAUUGUUCUAUUGCCGAUCAAGUGGUGCUAUCUGCCUCAGAAGGAGGCUCUUCGCUUUCGGCCACCGGGGGUGAUUGCAGUCUGUAUCAGCCGCUCUUCCAAUCUGCAAGCUCUGUCAUCAUCCAAGCCACCGAAGUCGGAUGUGACAGCACUUCCUUAGGUCAGACGCAUUGGCCAGUGGCCUUUCUGGUCGUUCAAGCAGCGACACUGAAUUCGACAGCCCAGGCGAGUGUUGCCUUUUGCCGGCCUUACAUGCUGCAACGGACAGUGAUGGCCACAGUCGAUUACUCGACUUCUCGUCUUCUUUCGAUCGUGCCACUCGGCUCGUCCACAUCAACCACAAACGUAACCGUCAGCAAUGGGAUCUACUUCAACGCGACAAGCGAUCCUUAUAUCUCACCUCGCGUCAACGUAUCGCGCGCUGCCCUGCCUGUGGCUAUAUACCAAAGCGCUCUACGCUCUCCACUGGGCGCAGAAGCUGUGCACGGUGGCUCAGGCAUGACGGCGCUCGCAAACUCAAUCUACACUCUGUACCUCAGCAUAGCAGCAACACGGGCAUACAUGAGUGAUCAAAUGCCCGCCACCCAAAGCAUUGCGGACUGGACGGGCGCGCAAACACGCUUGAUAGUAUCACCAGCGGCUGCAUAUGCACUCGCUUUGGCACUCUUGAUCAACGCGGGGUUAGGCAUGGGGAUCAGUGUCAUACAUCAGAGAUCGCAUGCUUCGGGAAUACUGCCCGCCGAGCCCGGUACGAUAGCAGCUUGUAUAGCUCUGGCCGAGCGGCUGGGCGUAAACAAAUAA
Mixia osmundae IAM 14324 is the source of this 1614-nucleotide messenger RNA. RefSeq lists its product as uncharacterized. Lineage: Eukaryota; Fungi; Basidiomycota; Mixiomycetes; Mixiales; Mixiaceae. The record is from RefSeq and is a predicted model, not a curated record. The transcript has a single exon. The coding region runs from base 1 to 1614 and encodes 537 amino acids.